Molecule: messenger RNA, 864 nt
Organism: Racocetra fulgida
Lineage: Eukaryota; Fungi; Glomeromycota; Glomeromycetes; Diversisporales; Gigasporaceae
Source: the annotation of a GenBank genome assembly
AUGCUUCCAACAAUCGUUCAAGCGGGACACAGAUUAAAAGAUAUCUGGAUUAAACAAAUCGGUAAUAAGAAAGAGGAACGAAUUACAGUUACAGAAUUAAUUCCAAAGACAACUUUAGAUAUUAUUGGUCUUGUUGCUCAAGCAUAUGAUUCAAUAAUUAAUAACAAUCCUUCGCCUUUAUACGUGGCUCUUCUUAAUUACUUUCCGUUAAUCGGAAAUUUUCCAACAUCUUAUAAUAAAAAACAGUAUGAUUCUAUUAAUAUUAUUAAUAACACUUCUGAGAGACUAAUUGCAGAACAAAGAAGUAGUCUUGUUCGAGGAAAAGAUUUAUUGUCAUUGUUGGUAAAAGCAAAUGAAAAUUUGCCUGUUGAUGAACAAUUAACGCAUAAUGAAUUAAUUGGUCAGGAUCGUCUUCGUAAAGAAGUUCUUGAAAUACUUAUUGACCGUGAUCAUUAUCCAACUUUUGAUGAAAUUGAACAUAUGAAAUAUUUAGAAUGUGUCUUUAAAGAAACUUUAAGGAUUAUUCCACCUGGUAUAAAUACUUCAUUAUGGAUUCCUAUUUAUGCAAUCCAUCGUAAUCCUUUAAUUUGGGGUGAAGACGCUGAACAUUUUAACCCAUCUCGGUGGCUUGAUCCAGAAAUAAAAUCAAAAAUAACUAAUAAUACUUUCUUACCUUUUGGUGCUGGUCCGAAAAAUUGUUUGGGAAUGAAAAUGGCUCAUUUAGAAAUUAAAUCCAUUUUAUCUAUACUUAUUAGAAAUUUUGAGUUUAGGUUAGUUGAGGGUUUUGCUGUUAAAAAUAAAUCAGCAGGUUUAUCUAAACCUGUCUCUGGAAUUGAUUUAUUGGUUUCAAAAGUAGAUUUUUAA